Molecule: messenger RNA, 380 nt
Organism: Belonocnema kinseyi
Lineage: Eukaryota; Metazoa; Arthropoda; Insecta; Hymenoptera; Cynipidae
Product: holotricin-3-like
Exons: 2
Coding region: 85-324 (79 amino acids)
Source: RefSeq, a predicted model, not a curated record
CGACUCGCGACAGUAGAAGUGAUACAGAUCCUACGAAUAAGACUGACUCCGAAUCUUUGAUAUAAAAUAUUGUAGUAUUACAUCAUGGCUAAUAUGAAAAUGAUCGUGUUCCUGAUUCUGGGAGUUGCAGCAAUUGCAGCAGCUUAUCCAUAUGAACAUGGAGAAGAUCAUAACCAUCGCCAUGGAACCCAUGAUGGACAUGACCAACAUGAAGGAUUCAGUGGAUCGCAUGGAGGAUAUAAUGGACCACAUGAUGAACGUCAUGGUGGACAUGGCGGACACCAGGGUAGUCAUCACGGUGGCUACAAAGAACAUGGAUACUAAAUGUAACAAUCUCAAAAUUGUAUUUUCUUAAUAAAGGAAAAUUAGAAUACCUCAAU